AUGACAUUCAUGAGUGUUAACAAGUACAUGCCUGUGAACCCGUGUGCAGACAGCAUCAGCUGUCGGGGUCUGAGGCAGUUCAACAAUGUGAUAAAGUGCAUCAUCCCUGGGACUGUAUACAUGGAGGGAUAUGAUGACUAUGGCUGUUACUGUGACUUUGGGGGCUCAGACACUCUGGUGGAUGAGUUAGACAUGUGCUGCCAGACUCGUGACAACUGCUAUGGUCAGGUCGAGAAGAUGGAAAACUGCAAACCCCUCAUAGACAACCCCUACACCAGCUGCUACUCAUACUCCUGCUCUGGAAAUGAGGUCACCUGCCGUGACAAAAACAACCCCUGUGAGGCCUUCAUCUUCAACUGUGACCGUGAGGCUGCCAUCUGCUUCUCCAAGGCUCCAUACAACAAGGAGGUGUUAGACCUCAGUUAUCACCUCAACAAAAACAACCCCUGUGAAGUCUUCAUCUGCAACUGUGACCACCAGGCUGCCAUCUGCUUCUCCCAGGCUCCAUACAACAAGUACUACAAAGGUGAUAACUGUUAG
Messenger RNA from Onychomys torridus (southern grasshopper mouse), 540 nucleotides. Its product is annotated as phospholipase A2, minor isoenzyme-like. Bases 1 to 540 code for a protein of 179 amino acids. Gene Ontology annotation, molecular function: phospholipid binding; calcium ion binding; signaling receptor binding. Gene Ontology annotation, biological process: arachidonate secretion; fatty acid biosynthetic process; lipid catabolic process. The transcript is spliced from 5 exons. The record is from RefSeq and is a predicted model, not a curated record. Lineage: Eukaryota; Metazoa; Chordata; Mammalia; Rodentia; Cricetidae.